Molecule: messenger RNA, 1428 nt
Organism: Thunnus maccoyii (southern bluefin tuna)
Lineage: Eukaryota; Metazoa; Chordata; Actinopteri; Scombriformes; Scombridae
Product: interferon-induced protein with tetratricopeptide repeats 5-like
Exons: 2
Coding region: 85-1419 (444 amino acids)
Biological process (GO): defense response to virus
Cellular component (GO): cytosol
Molecular function (GO): protein binding
Source: RefSeq, a predicted model, not a curated record
AAUAGCUGUUGAUUUUAUGCCAGCGAACCCAAAAGCUGCUUCAGACUAAUAUUUAGAGAAAUAAGUGCAGGAAACAGCAGGAUAAUGAGUGCUGCUCAGAGUCAGUCAACGCUGAAGGCCAAACUGAAGGCUCUGCAGUGUCAUUUCACCUGGGACAUUGAGCCCAACAGCAAACUUUUCCGUAUCAAGGACAAGCUGGAGGACAUCGGCACUGACGAGGGAAACACCUGGCUGGGUCACAUUUACAACCUGCAGGGGUACAUUCACUACCAGCUGAGCAUUCAGUACCAGCAGAGCUCCACUGAAGACGCCCGACGUUUCUUCAGCAAGGCCACAGAGGCCUUCCGCCGGUCGAGAAACACUGUCUCAGAUGAAGGUCCCUGGUUGUUGGUGAAUUACGGGAACCUGGCUUGGCUGCACCACCACCUGGGAGAGGAAGAAGAGAGUCAGACUUACUUGUCAAAGGUCAACGCCCUGCUGAAAGAAUACCCAUCUCCAUCCCAGGACGAGCUCCAUCCAGAGAUCUACGCUGAAAAAGCCUGGACUCUGAUGAAGUUCGAUAAAGACCAAUACCCUCUGGCUGCAGAUUACUUCCAGAGAGCCAUCAGGAUGCAGCCAGACAUGGUGGAGUGGAACUCCAGUCAUGUCAUAGCAUUAGUGAAGGCUUAUAAGUACAGCAACUCUCUGGAGGAAGAAAUUUUGGAGAAAAUGAAAAUGGCCACAGAACAGGAUCCAGAGAACUUGUACCUUGCCGGUCACUACCUCGAGCAGCGUGCUAUGAAAGAAGAAAGAAUUGAAGAUGAGGCACAUGAGUUAGCCAGAGAGGUUUUGAGAAAUCCUGUCAGCAGCUACAGUGGUCUGAAAGAGUUAUUAUGGAUUUACAGAAAAUAUGUGUCUGUUGAUGAGGCUAUUGAUUUGGCAGAGGAGGCUCUGGAAAAACAUCCAGAUAAACGUUUCCUGAAGUGGUGUGCUGCACUCUGCUACGAAUGGAGGAUCCUUCUCGAUAGGGACAGUCGUGUAAAGCAAAGUACAAUAGACAGAGCAAUCAGUCUCCAUAGGGAAGUGAUUUCUCUUUACCCUCAACAAUCAACAUCACUUCUGAAGAAAAUAGCCCUCGCAAAUAUAUAUGCAAAGUCAAAUUAUGGCCUGGCUGAAGCUGAGAAGAUUUACCAGGAACUGCUAGUAAGCAAUCUGGAACCUGCAGAGAAACAGAUGCUUUACCACUACUACGCAAAAUACUUACAGGUUCAUCGACGAGAUUACAACAGGUCAGAAGAAUAUUACAUGAAGGCUGCAAAGAUACCGCAAAAAUCCUUCUUUCGAGCGAACAGCAUCAAAGUUCUGAUGAGGAUUAAAGAAACAAACAGGAGCCGAAGGCCUAGAGAAUUAGAGGAGUCCCUGGCCAACCUGGAGGUCUAGAAAAUCCUA